GAGUAAAGUGAGCUACCCAAUGAGAUCAUUUAUGGGAAUGUCACUGUUUGCCAAAGAGGUAUUCAGAGAUUGCUGAAAGGGAUUUCAUGUUCGUAUUCUAAGAAUUCGGACUGACCCAAGGGUCAAAGGUGGCUAACAAAGUCUAAAACUCACCUAUAAGAAGGCCUCUAUCCUGCCUAGGUGUGUAUUUUUACACUUGUCGGGACACGGAAGACAAGUCCGUUAGUGUUACUGCUGUAAAUCUUUGUCGCCAAGUGAAUAUAUAUGCCAUGAGGUGGCUCGCUCCUCAGAAGGCCAGCGGCUCCUACUCAUGCUCUUCUAGCACAAGCAACAUGACGACAAAGCAAGACCUAGAAGCCAUCGAGAACCAGAUAUCCACCAUCCAAGUUAGUUCCCACGGAGAGACGGUCAUCCCGGUACAUGCCCAUGAUAAGUUCAAAACAGUGGAGAAGGGCCGCAACUGGGGAUGGCUUCUGUCUGGAUUCAUCUCCUUAAAUAUCCUGCUCCUGGGAAUUGCCAUGGUGAGUGGAAGUGUCUUCAACAAGGUCCAGAUCAGCUCGUCCCAUCUUCUGAUUUUCCUCAUCUUGCUUGUCAUUCUCACCACCAUAUGGAUGGUUUACUACAAAGUCCAUACGUCGAGGGUGUACCGUGCAGUGCUCUACAAAGACAGCCAUGCUGGACCAGUUUGGCUGAGAGGUGGACUGGUUUUGUUUGGCAUCUGCAGUGUACUCAUGGAUAUUUUCAAGAUUAUUUAUUAUGUGGGUCAUAUACACUGCGAGUCGCCUGUGAAAAUAGCCUUCCCUGUUGUGCAAGCUCUGUUUGUCAUUGUGCAGACAUACGUCCUCUGGGUUCAUGCAAAAGACUGUGUGCAGAUACAGCAAAUCAUCACACGUUGUGGUCUGAUGUUGACGUUGUCUACGAACCUCAUAGUGUGGAUGACUGCAGUGACAGAAGAGUCGCUCCAUCAAACUGUGGCUCCAGCCGAGCCAUCAUACAACAGUUCCUCAAACAACGGGCACAAAAUUUAUGUCAUGUCAAAAGGUCGUGCUGCAGAGAGUGAUUGCAAGUGUAGCCAUAACAUGUGCGACGUCUUUGAGAAGGUCUACUACUACCUGUACCCCUUCAACAUCGAGUACAGCCUCUUCGCAUCAGCCAUGGCCUAUGUCAUGUGGAAAAACGUUGGCCGCCAGAUGGACGAACACCAUAGCCACAAUCUGCGCUUUAGCCUGUGGGACGUUCUAAUCGGUCCAAUCGCUGGCUUGUUGGUUCUGGUGGCGGGCCUGGCUACGUUUGUGGUGUACGAAUUGGACGUGGCUAAGGAGGACCCAAAAAAGAAGGAGCAAGCUCUGACAAUGCAUUACAUCAUGAACAUAGUCGCUAUCCUUCUGAUGUCCAUCGCGACUCUGAUCGGUUGUAUAAUCUUCCGGAUGGAUAAGAGGGAGCAGGUGUCUGGGAAGAACCCAACACGGAGUCUAGAUGUGGGACUGCUUGUGGGAGCGUCCCUAGGCCAGUUCCUCAUCUGUUACUUCACCAUAGUAGCUGUUCUGGCAUCAGGGGUCCAGGGGCACAUAAAUGGGCUGGACCUGACCAAUUCUGUUCUGACUGUGAUCCAGUUGUGCCUACAGAACGCCUUCCUCAUCAAGGGUCUCCACCGGGAGCCGUUCAAAGAGACGGAGACAGCCACCAUCUUCGCCAACGUCAUGGCCGUAAGAGAAAGAGACACAGAAAGACGGAGCAGCUCUAUUGUCCCAGCUCACACACUACCCCUCCCAUUGACUUUGCUUCAGGGACGACUCUCCUGGAAGAGGAGGAUCCUUAAGGAGAUCUGCGCCUUCCUGCUGUUCUGCAAUGUCAUUCUCUGGAUCAUGCCUGCCUUUGGAGCCCGGCCUCAGUUUGACAACACUGUUGGAUCAGACAUUUAUGAAUUCCAAACGUGGGCAGCAGUUGUGAAUAUUGGAAUGCCGUUUGGGAUCUUCUACCGUAUGCAUUCAGUGGCUAGUCUGUUUGAGGUGUGCCUCGCUUCAUAAAUCGACUGACCACUCAGGAACUGUAUACGUUUAUGCACAUAUCUUUGUAAAAUAAAUAUAUAUAUAUUUUUAUAGUAUAUUUUUGUUUAUCUGAAAGAAAUUUGUAUUAUUUUAUACUAUAUUUUUAUUGUAAAAUACAAUGAUGUGUAUAUGUUAGUGUGAGUGUGUGUGGAGAUCUAGACCAUGCUUAACUGAAUUUUUUUUUAAAUAUGUGAAUGAUGUCAAAAUAUCAUCUGAAAUAUGGCCUAAUUCUGUUACAGGCAUACGACUGUUAGAAAUGCAAAAAAAAAAAAUAAAAAUAAAAA
Labeo rohita (rohu) is the source of this 2332-nucleotide messenger RNA. RefSeq names its product otopetrin 2 (gene otop2). Lineage: Eukaryota; Metazoa; Chordata; Actinopteri; Cypriniformes; Cyprinidae. Bases 270 to 2027 code for a protein of 585 amino acids. Gene Ontology annotation, biological process: proton transmembrane transport. Gene Ontology annotation, cellular component: membrane. The record is from RefSeq and is a predicted model, not a curated record. The transcript has 8 exons. Gene Ontology annotation, molecular function: proton channel activity.